Messenger RNA from Alosa sapidissima (American shad), 6694 nucleotides. RefSeq names its product sperm antigen with calponin homology and coiled-coil domains 1-like b (gene specc1lb). The transcript has 16 exons. The coding region runs from base 254 to 3712 and encodes 1152 amino acids. NCBI's taxonomy places the organism in Eukaryota, Metazoa, Chordata, Actinopteri, Clupeiformes, Clupeidae. Gene Ontology annotation, molecular function: protein binding. Gene Ontology annotation, biological process: actin cytoskeleton organization. The record is from RefSeq and is a predicted model, not a curated record. Gene Ontology annotation, cellular component: filamentous actin; microtubule organizing center.
UCCAUGCGCUCUCACUACGAUCAGAGAGGCGAACGCUCUAGAAUUGGGAAACAUCCCCCUUCUCCGGGAGUCCUGUCAAGAGAUGGGAAGCGUAUGCUGUCGCCACCGGCCUGCCUGGGUGUAUGCGAGUGUGGAUUUCAGCAUCACAGGACCGCACUUUUGAUUAUAUCAUUCAAAGUAGAUUCCUUUUCUGGGCGAGAAAGGGAACUAACUGAGAUUGCGCAGUAAAUGUAUCAGAAGUUCGGAACCCAGCAUGAAAAAGGCGAGCAGGCCGGCGGCUGCUACCACCAAGGCAGCAGGGGGCGCUAAAGCACAGCAGGCCGAGAAGGGCAAAGCCGAGGGUGCUGCCAACAGCAUGGGCACAGGGGGCAAGAGCACAGCAAAGACUGCAGCCACGGGGCCACUAGCUAAGACAAAAAGCAGUGAUGAUCUGCCUGCUGCUACCACUGGAAGUGGAGGGACCACAGUAGGAACCAGCACCGGCACCAAGACCAAAAGGACCGGCAGCGCUACAUCCAACCCCAGCAUCCCAGAGACCAAGACGAAGAGCACCUCAGGCUCGAUGAGCAGACGUGGGACAUCGUCUCAGUCAAAAGAGCCCGGCUCCAACCGCGAGAGCCUGAGGGAGCGCUCUCGAGCCGGCGCCGCCAAGAAGGCCUCGGGUCCGUCAGACCCCGCAGCACUCUCCAAGCGCUCCCGCUGCCGCGUGCUGGCCGAGUCCGAGUCGCGCAUGAGCAAGUCGCGCUCGGACGGCCAGAUCAGCCAGAAGGCCCUGCUGGAGGCCCGGGUCAAAGACCUCCUGGGCCUGGCCAAGAGCAAGGACCUGGAGAUCCUCCACCUGAGGGGGGAGCUGCGCAACAUGCACUCCCAGCUCGGGAUGCUGGAGCCUGGGACCGACGAAGCCGAAGGUGUGACCAGUGAGGAGGCCAGCGGCGAUUUGGCCAAUGGCGAAGACGAAGCUCCUGCGGCGAAGGCCGUCCCCGAGAAAGAGCCGUCGGGUCCGUUCAGCGCGGCCGACGUGGAGUCGACGCUGCUGCUGCUGCAGGACCAGAACAUCUGCAUCCGUGGCGAGCUCAACCUGCUGAAGAGCGAGAACCGCAUGCUGAAGGACCGGCUCAACGCGCUGGGCUUCUCCCUGGAGCGUCUGGACAGCCCGGACAAGGGCCUGCGCUGUGCUUCCCUGAGCCCGGAGCCCGGGACGGUCAGCAGCAGCAGAGCGGGCAGUGUGGGCACCAGAGCCUCCUCGGCCGAAGGCUCGGCCCGGGGCUCCACGGAGGACCUGCUGGCCGACCACCACCACCGGCGCCUGCGUCCGCUGUCCCCGGAGGCGGCCGACAGCGAGUGCAGCGAGGCCUACCAGCCGGUGGUCACCUCCAGCGACGACGCGCUGGACGCGCCCUCGGGCUCCUCGUCCGAGUCGGAAGGCUGCGGCGGUCCGCCCUCGCGCUCGUCGCCGUCCCUCUCGCGCCGGGGCAGCAGCAGCGAGGUGUCAGUGGCCUGCCUGACCGAGCGCAUCCACCAGAUGGAGGAGAACCAGCACAGCACGUCCGAGGAGCUGCAGGCCACGCUGCAGGAGCUGGCCGACCUGCAGCAGAUCGCCCAGGAGCUGAGCUCGGAGAACGAGCGUCUGGGCGAGGAGCGCGCGCUCCUGGUGGACUCGCUGUGCCAGCAGGGCGAGCGGCUGGAGCUCUACGGCCGGCAGCUGGAGCUGUUCCGCGGCCUGCUGGACGAGCACCGCGUGCCCUACGCCGCCGGCGGCAGCGGCGAGCCCGGCGAGCCGGACGCGCACAAGAGCGGCCGCUACCUGGAGCUGGAGCGGCGCUACGGCGAGCUGGUGGAGGGCGCGCGCUGCGAACGCGAGCAGCUCCUCGGCGUCCAGCGGCAGCUGAGCGGCGCGCUCAAGAUGGCCGAGCAGGAGAACGCCGAGGCCCAGGGGCUGGCGGCGGCGCUCAAGGAGCGCGUCCAGCGGGCCGAGCGGGCCGCCGAGGCCGAGCGGCGGCAGCGGGACGCGGCGGCCGGCGAGCUGGAGGCCCUCCGGGCGGCGUCCGGCGGCGACCAGGCCGAGCUGGCCAGGUGCCGCGCCCAGCUGGAGCAGGAGAGGCAGAGGGUGGCCCAGCUGCUGGCCAUGCACGGGGCUGGGGAGAAGAGCGACGUCCGGCAGCUGCUGGACAGCGAGCGGGUGGAGAAGGAGCGGGCCGAGAGCCGGGCCGCACAGCUGCAAGAGGAGCUUGGACACACCAGAGGCCAGGCGGCACAGCUCCGCGAAGCCAUCAGCAAGCUGGAGAGUGACUUUGGCGCGUUCCGUGGCGAGGUCCAGCAGCAGCUGGCCGAGCAGAAGCGCGCACUGGAGAAGCAGCGUCUGGAGCUGCAGGAGAAGGACGCGGACAUCGCCAACAUGAAGGAGACCAUCUUCGAGCUGGAGGACGAGGUGGAGCAGCACCGCACCGUCAAACUCCACGACAACCUCAUCAUCUCCGACCUGGAGAAUACAGUCAAGAAGCUAACAGACCAAAGAUAUGAUAUGGAGAAGGAGAUAAAAAUCCUCAAUCGCAAAAUAAGGGAGGAGUCUGCCGAGUGGCGGCAGUUUCAAGCAGACCUGCAGACGGCUGUGGUCAUUGCUAACGACAUCAAGUCCGAGGCGCAGGAGGAGAUUGGGGACCUGCGGCGCCGUCUGGUGGAGGCUCAGGACAAGAACGAGAAGAUGAGCAAAGAGCUGGAUGAGCUCAAGAACCGCAAGCAGGAUGAGGAGCGCGGGCGUGUGUAUAACUACAUGAACGCUGUGGAGAGGGACCUGGCUGCGCUGAGGCAGGGUAUGGGCCUUAGCCGACGCUCCUCCACUUCCUCUGAACCAUCGCCCACUGUUAAAACACUCAUCAAGAGCUUCGACAACGCCUCACAAGGACCUAUCCCCGCUGUUGUUCCUGCUGUUGCCGCGGCAGCCAUUCCACGUACUCCUCUGAGUCCCAGCCCUCUGAAGACUCCUCCGGCAGCUGCCGUCUCUCCCAUACAGCGGCACUCUGUGACCACACCCAAACCCCUCUGCUCUCUGGUGGACAAAAGACCAAGCUACUCUGACCUCAGUAUGCCAGGAGAGCACCUUCUCCGUACUUCACCGGGCACACGUUCAGGCUCAGCUCUCCAGCGGGUGCCCAACAUUGACUCGUCCAAAUCCAUCUCAGUAUCUCGGCGUAGCAGUGAGGAGCUGAAGAGGGACCUAUCCGUCACGGAAAACACCGGCUCCACCCCCCUGAUUACGCUUGGACCCUCCUCCCCGCAGCUGUCACUCACCUCAAGCUCCUCCCCCACGGCGUCAGUCACCCCCACAACCAGAGGCCGCUUAAGGGAGGAGAGGAAGGACCCCCUGGCCGCUCUGUCCAGGGAAUAUGGCGGCUCCAAGAGGAACGCUUUGCUGAAGUGGUGUCAGAAGAAGACAGAAGGCUAUCCGAAUAUCGACAUCACUAACUUCAGUAGUAGCUGGAACGACGGUCUGGCGUUCUGCGCUGUCCUCCACACGUACCUCCCGGCACACAUCCCCUACCAGGAGCUGACCAGCCAGGACAAGAGGAGAAACUUCACCCUGGCCUUCCAGGCUGCAGAGAGCGUGGGGAUCAAGUCCACACUGGACAUCAGUGAAAUGGUGCACACAGAGAGACCCGACUGGCAGAGUGUCAUGACUUACGUCACAGCCAUCUAUAAGUACUUCGAGACCUGAAGACACUCCACCACCACCACCCCUCCCAGCCUGGACCUUAUUCAGAACCUCAGAGACGCCCAACCCUCAAGCACACCCCUCUCUAUGAGGGGGCCUACCAGACAACAGACAAAAACAAGUAAACGGCAAGAAACGAGACCGAAACCAUCCCCGGGUUCAGCUUCCGCGGCGGUUGCGCUGCGUGUGUAGCAUCUCGCCGCCUCCUCCUCCUCCUCCUCCUCAGCCAACAUGAACUUCCUGCGCCAGUGCCGCGCUGUUGCACAACACAAGAAGCUGCAGCAUGCAUCGCUUAUCGCCGGACCAUAAGCACGCUGCAUCAAGACAGGCACUCUGUGCAAGCGUUGUGGUUUUAUGACCACAGAUUGUGUGUGUGUGUGUGUGAGAGAGGUGUCGUGUGUUGUUAUUUGAGUAUGUACAGUAUGAGCUAUGUGAAUAUGACUACACAAGCAGGCCUUUUGUUAUUUUCCUCCCAGCACAGACCCUCCCUCACUUCCUGUCUACCUAGGCUGCCUGUUCUCAUGUGCCCUACCCACCGCCACCACCAGCCUAUUUUCACACGUAACGCCGUUACAACUCACACACUAUUAAGAAAAGAAAAAAGACUGAACUCGACAGCGAGGCGCUGAGAUCAGAGUUGCAGGCCUCCUCUUUUCGGUGCCAAGCUAGUAUCGUGCCAGAUGACCACUGGGGAAAGCAUUUUCCUCUCUGUGGCUUCGUUGUGGUGAUCGUGCCUUACCCCGACCCGUCAAUUCAGUCUCAGCUCAUUGGGUACAACAUGCUUCCUAAAUCUGAACAGACAGAAAUAGAUUUUUUGUGGCAAUAAGCCCAUUUCUCUUUUUUUUUUUUUCUUCUCUCCUCGAGAGAGUGAGACACUGAAGCGUGUUUUGGUCAGCUGAUGUUCCACCCAGUGCCAAAUUAAGUCUGUGACGGCUCUGUUGAAAUCAUUGAUACUACCGAAAUGGUUGUUGCGCCUAUUGAUGCAUGUGUAUUGUGUUGCCAAGCCUUGGAGUCUUAAAACUCCUGAAUAGGCAUCUAAAAGGGACACUCUACUACACUCUACAGUGACCACAACAUAGACCAGGUUCUCCAUGUAUGUAUGAGAACUAAUGAUUUCCAUUACAAUUGUAUAUACCAAGCACACUACAUAGUGGCUUUUUGUGCAAUGUUCAAGCUAUAGCUAAAGUGUUCAAAUAGAACACAUACCUUGGAAUGAUUGUCGCACACAUUCUUUGUCCCGUUUGCCUUUGUCCUACCACAAUGCCUGUCACUACCACCCGUGAGCUGAUCAAUUAUGGCUGUCUUAAGCCUCUCAGUUCUACUGCUGUACCCGCAAAAGUUGCCGUUACUUCACCUCAAUGCUAAGAUAGCCUCUCCUCUAUACUGUAAUCCUCUGAAAUAACUUUGCUAAGUAAUCUGAUCAUCCUAAACAAGCUCCUUCAUCAUUCUUCAUCAUUUUUUUUUUCUAGCAUAGCAGUUAUGCAGAAGCUCUGUGGGAUUUCCAUGAUCACGCUCUCCACCAGCAAAACACUUUGGAAAAAGGAUUUCGAAUCCCUGUUUGGCAUUCCAUUCCAGCCUCGUCUCGGAUCUUUUGCUCCCAGAUUUCAAAGCACAAGUAGGACGGUAGUGGGCCCAGCGCUCUCUUUUUGUCAUUCUUUUGGGCAUUCUCUCCACUUUGUACUUCUCCAUACCUAUGGAAUUUGUUUAUCUUAAGUGCAAAGCUAGACCAAAGCCCUAUAAACUCAUCCAGAGACUCAAGAUGCACCAGCCUUGAGCGAGCGCUUGAUUGGUUGUGAACUGCAUUGCUGCACUAUUGUGAACGCAAUUGCAUAGGCUGCACUAUUAUGACGUUAUAACGUUUUUCUGGAGCUGGUCUUGAGAAAUCAUACAAGUAGUACUCCGAUGCGAUCGCACAGCAGCACUGAAUCACGUGCACUGGUCUGUCGGAGAAGGACACAUCGGACCGUUUUUCUCUCGGGUUGGAUGCCUUAUGCUACUGGAGAUCUCUCUUGUCAAAUGUGCUUUGAACCCCACUGGCACAGACUUCCUGGAUCCAGUGUUAAAUAAGUUGUCAGUACAAACAAUGUAAACAUUCUAGAGAACAAAUAAUAUUGGUUCUGCCAAACUCAAUAUUGUCCAAGAACUGUUCUCAUUUCGGGCUUCGUAGAGCGGGUUGAGAUGAUUGGUUUUCCCUUGGGGUGAUGGCUUUAAAAUAUCUACAGGGGGGGAAAGGCCACAUGGAAAGACCUGUUAUCGUUCAUAUUGAAACAGUGCUUGCAUGAUGAUGCACAAGGGGAAGGUAGGUCAACCUCAAGUUCAGAUUGGGAUCUCCACGCUAACUUGGUCUGUGGUCUAGCUCACCCCUUAUUGCACACAAUCAUGAGAUCACGACCAAGACCAUAUGGUGACAUUUCUGUAAGGACUCAAGCCCAGCUAUUUGUUUGUCUGACAUUUGCAGACAUAAGCACAUGCUGUUUUUUUAUUUAAUAAAUGAACAUAUUUGGACAUAUUGGCUUGAGAACAAAGGCAUAUGCUUGAAAUCCUAAUCUGAACCUCAUAGACUCAAAAAUUCUAAGAGCAACAAACAACGGUUCAGUGGUUUAGUAGACCUUAAGUCAUCUGACAUGGCUGUGACUAAAAUCUACAGAGAGCUUGACAAUGAGUGUUUUCUGAGAGUGUUAUGCGUAUUUAUAUGGAAUUUGUCUUUUCAUGGCUUUGUGUUUCAAAGGAAACCCCAAGACGUGGAUGUGAGGUUUUUGUUGAGGUGUUUGAUUUGUCAGAGGCUCGUGAGCAUGUGUGAAAGGGCAAUGAGCUCAAAUGAAACUGGUUCGUUAAGCAGAUAAAUGAAGAUCAUUUGCCUCUGUUCAAACAAUUUUUGAAAAGUUUACAGUUUUUAGUGCUAUUUACGCUGAGAAUUAUCACCCAAUCCUUAUCAUGCUGUUUAUUUGUUUCAUUUUCAAAUAAAACUAAUCUACUGUAUGUCAA